AUUUAUACAUGCCUUAGGCACUUACUUACCUGGUACGUAAUUUAUACCAAUUAUUUAUACUGUACAAUACCCGACAUAAAAACUUACGUACAAUACCGAACUCCCUCUUCCUAGGUAAACUUUAUAUCACGUAGUUAUCUGCUUAUUCUUGCCCCGCCUGACUGUAGGUACCAGCCCACGUUCUCCAAGUACCUAACUUACAUGUAGGAGCUGCCAACCAGGCCAGGUACUAGGUGCCACCUUCUAUGCGUUCUCCCUCUUCAUACCUACCUCCUAGGCACCAAGUAGGCUGAGGUUCUUCUAUCCAGCACUCCGAACAUACUUUUCCCCCUCCUCCUCGCCCACGUACUCUCUUCCCAUCCUCUUCCCCCCUCCACUACUACUUCUCAUUACAACUCCCUCAACGCAACGUACACAUAUUUAACAUUCAUAUUCCGUCAUCUUGGGUCACUCAUUUAACUCAUUUAAUAAAGAUAGUUCAUCCAUUAUCAAGCUUGCCUUUAUUAGGCUUGCAACCACCCCCCCCUUAUUAUAUUUCUGAAACUCGAGUGUCAUUUCGAUACUUUCGAGUUUCGAAGACGAUUGGUUCUCUAUCUAUUAGUGAACCUGAUAAAAAUGGCAACCGUCGACGUUAAUCGAGAUGAUAAUGAAGUUAUCAUCGUUACGCUAGUCUGUCGCCCUCACGGUUCUCUUGUCCCCGACAUUCCCAAACGCCAGUUCGUUCUUAGCAGGCAAAACCCUUCUAUCCGAAUCGGCCGGGCGUCGAAGGUUCCCACGAAGGGUUUUGUUGCAUCGAUCGAUAAUGCGUGGUUUGAUAGUCCUGUUAUGUCACGCAACCAUGCUGAACUUGUUCUCGACCUUGAUAGCAUUCCAAAAUCUGUACUCAUCAAAGAUAUCGGAUCACUCCACGGCACCUUCCAUAUUCCACACGACGGGAUUGGGAAAGAAAUGAGACUCGAACAACAACGGCCUGUUAGGCUAUCAGACGGCGACUGUCUUCGUUUUGGAACUGAUAUAUUUAGGACCAAGGAAACGUUUCCGCCAUGUUCUGUCGAGUUUUACAUGAUAGGAGAGGAACAUGAACCACCCAGUGAGGAUAUACCAACUACCAAUCAAUCUCCCAACCGAACAUUCACUAUUCCAGAUGAUGAUCUUGAUGAUGAAGACGAUGACGAUGACGACAGCGUGAUCGAGACGUGCAUGCCAACUUCUCAUAAGAACAACAUUCAACGUGGCAUGUCUAUUGAUCUUACCCAAGAUGAAGACGACUCUGAGGAAGAAAAGAAUUUCACCUCUAGCACCAUGGCCCGUAAUCAUCUCAGUUCAGAUAUCAUUGAUCUUACAUCUGAGCCUGAUAAGCACUCGGACCAUGAAACGCACGCCAUAAGUCCCCCCCAUUAUUCCACAUCCUCCACACACCCGAAUCCUCAGGAGGAAUAUCGUGCAAUGGCAGCCAGGAUAGCGGAUUUUGGCUAUUUGAGGCAAGCUUCCACAGACAAGUCCGAGAAGCCUACAGCUUUCUUUUUCGAUUCCGAUACGUCAUCUAAAGACAGCCACCAUUUCGCCCAGAGCGAUAAAGUGAGUAGCGAUAUUCAUUUGACGGAUUCCCAGGACGGUUCGGUUAUAAUCGGAGAAGAUGAUGAGAGUAGCGUCGGCGAAGAUUUGAACUAUAACUCGUCUACCGAUGCUGUUCAUGAUGUAGUACAAUCUGAGGGUUGGGAGGAUGAUAAUGAUAGUAUUCUGCUUUGCUCUGAGUCGGAUGACAACAGUUCAUCGUCUGGCGAUGAGAUGAUGGAUACUUUGUCAGACUCGAGCUCGGCGGCGCCCAGUUCAUCUCCCUCCUCGUCACCUAAUCCCCCAGUGCCGAAUGCGUUACCCGGCACAGGCGUAUCUGCUGAAUCGCCUAAUGCCGAGCGUCUCCUUGUAACACCAUUCUUGUUCACUGCAUCUGCGCAGCAAGAUGCAUCUGCUGCUCAGCGCAGAGAACCAAGUCCAUCUGAUGCUGCGAUGUUCAAGAGCCAUCCUGUGCUUGACCGGACAACGAGCAUUUCUAGAGCGCAUGCUCUAGGCGAAAAAUCGGGCAAGCAUGCAUUUUUCGCAGCUAGAGAGAGUAAUCGGGCGAAUCGUUUUGACUGGCUGUCUCCGCCGCCUGUGUCUGCUAUCCGAGAAACCUUGAGCGCUGACGCUGAUCAGCAUCCUCACGUUCUGGAAUUUAACCACGGUCCCCACACAGCUUUGCCGACGUUUCGAAUAGAAGAUGGCCAGAAUGUGUCAACGGAAAGGGCUGCAGACACUGACAAUGCGCUCGACGCUAAGUCCCAUUGUCCCACGACUAUCUUGGGAGAAGAACUAGCGGACUCCAAUUGGCAGCCGUGGUCAAUAUCCGGAGAGAGAUUUAUUAAUCACCCUCGAAAUGAAGAACUCCCAUGUUCGUAUCUGGAUCGUCCCCAAAGCCCUGAACUUGACAUGACCAGCGCGUAUACGUUUCAGCUAAGCAAGAUGGCGAGCGAGAGUAGCUCAAGCCUUGCAAGUAAACCUAGGCGCGUUGAGAUUCAGGAUUUACUUUCACAGGAGCCAAAUGCCGUCAAGAAUGAUAAUCAUUGCGAACCCAUAGCUUCGUUAGCUCCAACUGCCCCCAGCGCUACAUCCUCCGCCCCACUGCCACCCAUAGAAGCUGUAUCGGAACCUCAGACGAAGCGUUCCUUUGAUGACGCUUUCGGUGACGAUGUGGAUGUGCUUGGUUCAAAUGAAGGAUAUACUCAUCAAGAGGAUGAAGAAUCUAAGUUUGGAUCAUCGAGCAAGCAAACCCAAGAUACGGCAGCGGCCAACAUGGAGUCAAAUGAUAAUGCUGUCGCUACGGUCCCUAGAGAAGGUGGUAAUGAAGUUCAGCCCGAAACUGUUCCAGCGCGACGAGACAACGUUCAGCCAUCCAAGCGACGACGCUUUGCCCAGGCAGCGGCCUAUGUUGCUCUUGGUGGUGCAGCUGCGUUCACUUAUAUGGUUUCUACCGCGCCGGUCCUUUAGCGGUGUCAAACAAUUGAGAUGCAUAGUAGAGCACGUUUCUCAGGUUAUGUACUUGCAUGGGCAGUGCCUCGCCAGGUUCAAUUUGCAGCUUAGAGCUGUAAGUGCUUUCCUCAGAAUAUGUUGUAUGUUGUCAAGGCGUAGGCAAGCCCGGAAGCGGCGUUGUGGUCCUUUGUUCAGAUGGAUAGGUCUCGUUUAUUUCGCUGCAUUUGUAUGGUUAUGGCGAGGGGUGUAUCAGGAGACGUCAUUAUCGAGGAAAGUUGAAUCGAAUGGCACAUUGGGCUUCCUUAGUUACCUGGAUGGGCUAUGACUUAGCUUGGCGUUAUUUUUCUAUUUAGGUAUUUCGGUGGAUUCUCGCUAAACGCUAGCAUGUGUAGAUUACCACCGUACGCCCUGGUUCCGAUAGGUAAUUCGUCUUUGAUAUUUAUGAACCGAUGGUAAAAGGCUAGGUACUCUUCUUUGACACAUACUCGAUAUGGCUGUCUUCCUAGUAGUAAUAAUGAUGUAAGUCUUCAACAAAAUGUGUAUGGUCAUGCACCUAUAUCGAAGAUACUUCAUAUCUUUUUAAGUUCCUUCCGCCUAUGGGGCUAUUGUGUAUCGUCAAGACCGAGUCGUAUUGCGCAUCGUCCGUACAGAAAUACUUACCACCUAAUGUUAGCUGGACUUCCAUUUCAUAACGUACCUUGACUUGACUUUUUCAAAACCCCUUGUCGCUUUGUUUUCCAUUGAUGAG
Messenger RNA from Daldinia caldariorum, 3754 nucleotides. RefSeq lists its product as uncharacterized. Lineage: Eukaryota; Fungi; Ascomycota; Sordariomycetes; Xylariales; Hypoxylaceae. Gene Ontology annotation, cellular component: cytoplasm. The record is from RefSeq and is a predicted model, not a curated record. Gene Ontology annotation, molecular function: protein binding. The transcript has 5 exons. The coding region runs from base 616 to 3024 and encodes 802 amino acids.